AUGGGUGAUAGAACACUUAAGCAAUUGGCUGCUCCUAAUGUUGAUAAUGAGCAGCCCUUGUGUAUUCGUUAUACUAAUCCUGUUGUACCUUUUGAGCUUAAGUCUGGACUAAUACACUUGCUGCCCAAGUUUCAUGGUCUUGCAGGUGAGGAUCCCCACAAACAUCUGAAGGAAUUUCAUAUAGUCUGCAGCACUAUGAAGCCAACAGGGGUGGAUGAGGAACAAAUCAAGCUGCGUGCUUUCCCUUUCUCUUUGGACAGUGGAGCUAAGGACUGGUUGUACUACCUGCCACCUUCCUCCAUUGUAAGCUGGAAUGACAUGGCCAGAUUGUUUCUGGAGAAAUUCUUCCCUUCAUCCAGGGCCACUUCAAUCAGAAAGGAGAUCAGUGGCAUAAGGCAAGCUAAUGGGGAGAACAUGCAUGAGUAUUGGGAGCGAUUUAAAAGGCUUUGUUCAAGCUGCCCACACCAUCAAAUUCCAGACAAUCUCCUGCUUGUUUACUUCUAUGAAGGGCUGCUACCUAUGGAUAGGAACCUUCUGGAUGCAGCUAGUGGAGGAGUCCUAAGCAAUAAAACACCUAAUGAGGCCAAGGAGCUGAUUGCUGAGAUAGCUGCUAAUGCUCAACAAUUUGGCACUAGUGCAAACAGCAGUGCAGUGUUCCAAGUGCAAACUUCUCCAAUGCAAAAUCCAAUAGUGGUAGCAGCAGGAGCAUCAAGCACAGAUAACCAGAGAAUAGAGAACAAGCUUGAUGAGUUGACAUCAAUGGUGAGGCAGUUGGCAGUGACACAGACAGUGCAACCUUCUGCUCAACAGACAAACAACCCGUUUGGCAUCUGUUGUGAUCCUUCUCAUCCCACGGGUGCUUGUCCUUCCUUACAUGACAGUGGUUCCCAAGUUGAUCAGUCUGUUGCUGCAGUUUUUCCUGGAAAUCCACAGCACCAGCACCAGCAGCAAAAUAAUCCAUUCUUCAACAUUUACAAUCCUGGCUGGAAGAAUCAUCCUAACCUCAGAUGGAACCAGAAUCAGCAAAAUGUUCCAUAUCAGAGUCAACAAAAUUUACCAUUCCAGCAGAGGCAGCAGUUUGUGCCUCCACAACAGAGGCAAAAUUUUUGA
Gastrolobium bilobum is the source of this 1110-nucleotide messenger RNA. RefSeq lists its product as uncharacterized. NCBI's taxonomy places the organism in Eukaryota, Viridiplantae, Streptophyta, Magnoliopsida, Fabales, Fabaceae. Bases 1 to 1110 code for a protein of 369 amino acids. The record is from RefSeq and is a predicted model, not a curated record. The transcript has a single exon.